This is a messenger RNA of Drosophila busckii, 1330 nucleotides long. Its product is annotated as DNA repair protein XRCC3. Gene Ontology annotation, biological process: double-strand break repair via synthesis-dependent strand annealing; telomere maintenance via recombination; t-circle formation. Gene Ontology annotation, cellular component: Rad51C-XRCC3 complex; replication fork. The coding region runs from base 197 to 1225 and encodes 342 amino acids. The record is from RefSeq and is a predicted model, not a curated record. The transcript has 4 exons. Lineage: Eukaryota; Metazoa; Arthropoda; Insecta; Diptera; Drosophilidae. Gene Ontology annotation, molecular function: ATP hydrolysis activity; ATP-dependent DNA damage sensor activity; four-way junction DNA binding.
GAGUGUGCAGUCUAAACAGCUGAUCGCCGGCACUUUGAAUAUUUGGCACGGUUAUUGUAAAUUUUGUUAAAUCAAUAAAUUCGCCGCUGCCUAGGUGAUAAUUUAAUAGGUGCUGAAACACCUUACGUGUUGGCAUUCAACUGACACGCAAGUUAUUCAAUCCUAAUGCCAACACUUGAGCACACCCACUACGACGAUGGCAAACUUUUUGGAGCAAUUGCCAAAGCAUUUGCAGCAGAUUGCUGAGCGUGUCAAUGUGCUCACUCCAGAGGCUAUACUCUGCACUCCAAAGAUUCAGUUUCUGGACACGCGCACUCGUUCCUUAGAUUCUUGUGUGCCCAGCUGCUGUCCGAAUGAUGUGCGCAUUUUGAAAGAGGCUGCGGCAAAGUGGCUGGCCGAAACUCCCGUUUCAGCGGAUUCGCUCUUUAAACCGUUGGUCAAUUUGAAGUGGAGCCGUUUGACCUUUGGCUGCGCGGCACUGGAUCGCUGUACAGGCGGUGGCAUUGUUACGCGUGGCAUAACGGAAAUAUGUGGCGCAUCCGGCGUAGGCAAGAGUCAACUGCUGUUGCAACUAGCGCUGUGUGUGCAACUGCCACGAACGCUGGGCGGAUUGGGCAAGGGCGUAGCAUAUAUAUGCACAGAGGAUGUGUUUCCAUCACGACGUCUAAUGCAAAUCACAAAAGCUUUUGAGGCGCGGUAUCCAGAGGAACAGAUCAACUAUCUAGGAAAUAUAUUUAUUGAGCAUCAAUACGAAAGCGAACCGUUGCUCAACUGUGUGUGCAAUCGCUUGCAAGAGCUGCUGCAGGAGCACAGCAUAGGACUGAUCAUCAUUGACUCGGUGGCAGCCGUCUUUAGACUCUACACCAACUUUGAGCAGCGAGCACGUGACAUGCGUCGCUUGGCCAAUGCGCUGCUCAGCUAUGGCGACAAAUACAACUGUGCAGUGGUGUGUGUUAACCAAAUGACUGCCAGCAGCGAGACCAAGGGGGCAGAGCUGCAGGAAGUGCCUUGCUUAGGCUAUCAAUGGGCAAAUCUAGGGCGCACGCGUAUGCGCAUCUCGCGUGUGCCUAAGCAGAUCAAGCAGGCGGAACAGCUGCUAACGGUGCGCAAGCUGGAGAUCAUCUACUCACCCGAGACGCCCAAUGAAUUUGCAGAGUUUCUUAUAACCGCAGAGGGCGUGGUCGAUAUACCUGUUGCUAAUUUAAGAAAAUCUACGCGCUUUUAAUUUGUUGAAUUGUUUAUUGGAUUUAAAAUACGCUUCAGCGUUUGCUGUUUGUUGUUCUGUUGUUUGUUAAUUAAGUUUGCAUUGAUUUUUUGUACAAUUAUUCAC